AAUUCGAAGAUGCAAGUGUUAAUUAUCAUCCAAUAGAAGCUUUUAGGUUUUUCUCUAUUCAAAAUAUUAAAACAACGAGAUUACCAUUGAGACAUUAGUCAACAUGAUCAUUGAAUAAAACUGUUCUUUCUUUCUCUCUCACUCUAUUGAUCAAAGUUCUUUACUUCAAAUAUCAAUUUUCAUCCACUACAUUGUUUCGAUGUGAAUAGGCGAAAUUUUAUUUUGUUUCAGCACCAUUACUACGCAGUGCAAAUUCGAAUGCUAAUGCAAAAUGGAUUCAGAAUGGUAUCACUGUCGCUGGAGGAAAUGGAGAAGGCAGCGGAAUGAAUCAACUCUAUCGUGCAAAUGGUUUGUGUAUUGAUGAUGAUCAAACUGUCUACGUUGCUGAAUACCGCAAUCAUCGUAUUGUGGAAUGGAAAUGUGGUGCGACGACUGGUCGAGUUGUGGCCGGCGGAAAUGGGCAAGGAAAUCGCCCUGAUCAGUUAAACGGUCCGGCAGAUGUGAUUAUUGAUAAAGAAAGAAAUAGUCUCAUCAUUAGUGAUUAUGGCAAUAGAAGGGUAGUUCGAUGGCCUCGUCAUAAUGGUAAAAAUGGAGAAACGAUAAUCUCAAAUGUUCGAUGUUUAGGUUUGACAAUGGACGAUGAUGGAUUUCUCUAUGUUGUUAAUCACAAUGAACAUGAAGUCAGACGAUAUCGAAUAGGAAAAAGUGAAGAAACAGUCGUUGCAGGUGGAAACGGACGAGGAAAUCGUCUCGAUCAGUUGGCUAGUCCUUUAUACGUAUCCGUCGAUCGAGAUCAUUCAGUGUACGUAUCGGAUACAGGCAAUCAUCGUGUGAUGAAGUGGAUGGAAGGUGCGAAACAAGGUAUUAUCGUGGCUGGUGGCAAAGGUGAAGGAAAUAGUCUUACACAAUUAUCGAAUCCUCGCGGAGUUGCCGUAGAUCAAUCAGGCAUUGUCUAUGUAGCUGACCAGUCGAAUCAUCGAAUAAUGCUUUGGCCACAAGGAGCCACACAGGGAAGUGUCGUCGCUGGUGGAAACGGCCAAGGGAGACAAUCUAAUCAACUUCAUAGUCCCAAUAGUUUGUCAUUUGAUCAAAAGGGCAAUAUGUAUGCAUUAGCAUUAAUUGGUAAUGCUAAUGCUCUUGCAUUAGCAUUAUUUCUGAAUUAA
Rotaria sp. Silwood1 is the source of this 1163-nucleotide messenger RNA. NCBI's taxonomy places the organism in Eukaryota, Metazoa, Rotifera, Eurotatoria, Philodinida, Philodinidae. The record is from the annotation of a GenBank genome assembly.